Molecule: messenger RNA, 1937 nt
Organism: Rhodamnia argentea
Lineage: Eukaryota; Viridiplantae; Streptophyta; Magnoliopsida; Myrtales; Myrtaceae
Product: amino acid transporter AVT6A-like
Exons: 5
Coding region: 89-1462 (457 amino acids)
Biological process (GO): amino acid transmembrane transport
Molecular function (GO): amino acid transmembrane transporter activity
Source: RefSeq, a predicted model, not a curated record
AGAAACCCCCCUCUCAACUUAACCGUUCUGUCUCUCCGCCCCACACCUCUCGCUUUCUCUCGUCCCACAUCUCGGAGUAGAGGCCAAGAUGACGUUCCUUCCCUCCUCCGACCGGAAGCACCGGCGGAGCCCGAGGGUCCCCCUCCUCCCGCAGAAGCACGCCGCCACCGAGGAGCCGAUGGAGGCGGGCUUCGACGGCGCUUCGUUCUCGGGCGCCGUGUUCAACCUCUCCACCACCAUCGUCGGCGCCGGGAUCAUGGCCCUGCCGGCCACGCUGAAGCAGCUGGGGCUGAUCCCGGGGCUGGCGAUGAUAGCGCUCGGGGCCGUGCUGACGAACACCUCGAUCGACAUGAUGCUGAAGUUCAGCCGGGCCUCCAAGUCCUCCACCUACUCCGCCGCAGCCGCCGACGCGUACGGCGGGGGCGGGAGGGCUCUGCUGCAGUCCUGCAUCGUCGUCAACAACCUCGGGAUGCUCGUCGUAUACAUGAUCAUCAUAGGAGACGUGUUAUCGGGGACGUGGUCAAACUGGGCCCACCACACAGGGGUAAUGGAGGAAUGGCUUGGUCAACACUGGUGGACCUCACGCGCUUUCUUGCUGCUGUCCACCACGCUCCUCGUCUUCGCUCCUCUCAUCUCUUUCAAACGAGUUGAUUCAUUGAGAUACACGUCGGCCUUGUCGGUCGGUCUGGCUGUGGUAUUUGUUGCAAUCACUGCCGGAGUAGCUAUGGUUAAGCUGGCAAAUGGAAGCAUAACAAGGCCACGUUUGAUGCCCGAGCUUGUCGAUCAGACAUCGUUUUGGAAGCUGUUCACGACUUUUCCUGUUCUGGUCACUGCUUAUAUUUGUCACCAUAAUGUACACCCAAUAGAGAAUGAACUGAAAGACCCAAUGCAGAUGAAGUCAAUAGUACGUUCAUCACUGAUACUAUGCUCAUCUGUCUACGUCGCAACCAGCUUCUUCGGGUUUCUUCUCUUUGGGGAUCAGACUCUGGAUGAUGUACUAGCAAAUUUUGAUGGGGAUCUAGGAAUUCCUUACAGCAUGAUGCUCAACGAUAUAGUGAGAAUGAGUUACGGAAUCCACCUCAUGCUUGUUUUCCCAAUUGUGUUUUUCUCACUUCGGCUCAAUCUGGAUGGCCUUCUUUUUCCCUGUGCAAAAAUUCCCAUCAACUUCGACAACAGGAGAUUUUAUUCAGUGACAGCAGCACUAAUGGGUAUUAUAUUUCUGGGAGCAAACUUUGUGCCCAGCAUCUGGGAUGCAUUUCAAGUUACAGGCGCCACCGCAGCAACCUCUGUUGGGUUCAUAUUUCCAUCUGCAAUCGCUCUUAGGGAUACUCAUGGGAUUGCAACAAAGAAAGACAAAGUGCUGUCAUGGAUCAUGAUCUUGCUGGCUGUAUCAUCGAGCACAGUGGCACUCUCGAGCGACGUCUAUAGCUUUUUUAACAGUGACGAAGGAGUUGGAAGCUGACAAGAAAUGAGGGGAUCGGUUUGCCUUUUCUCAAGUGACAUGGAACUUCGCUCUCAGACAUCGAAAUCAACUGAUUGACACAGGGACAGGAGGAGGAAGAGGAUGCAUCCAAUAGCUUGAUUCAGCUGCCCAAAGGCGAAGAGCUAAUUCGCACGUCCAUACUACUUUCACAUUCCCUUGCCGUUUUGUGCAUAUGAAACAGUGACCUCUCUUACCAUUCUUAAAAUUGAAGAGUGAGGAUAUACGACACAACGCACGUCAAGAGUUCAGACGUUAAAAGAUGUAAUUUUUGCAGGUCUUGCUACAAGUUCGAGUCUUGUCUUAGUGGGAGAGUGUGAAUUCAAAGAGACUGGGUAGUGGCAACCAUGAACUGGGGCAGAGAUGAAACUUGGGCUUGGAUUGUGGUCCGAGAAAAAUUACUUGUUGGCCCAUACACUUUGGCAAUUGGAUCAAAUUUCAAUCAACUUCUUAUAUA